ACUCCAGACAAACAAACCGAGUUCGGGUGGCUCCGAUAUUGAAUUCAACUCUGUGCCUUUUGUACGCUUAUUGCCUCAUCGCCGGAGACAUAAAAUUGCUCUUGAAAGCUAAGUUUAAAUCGUUAAUAAGAGAGCGGAAAAGGAGUGAAACUUCUUUAUGGAGUUUUCAAUCGAAAAAUGGUAUGCUUGAAUGUUGUGAUAGUCAGCUCACUUUCAGAACCGGCUCUGAACCUGUUGUUGUUUUUAUGACAAGCUUUGAUUGCGUCCAUUCAACUCAGUGCGGUGAAUGUGGCUGUGCUACUGUCAUUACGUUGCAUUAGCCUGACAGAUGAAAAGAUACUUUAUAGCUCAGAAAAGCAGAACAUCCAUCUAAAAGGCUAAAAGGUCAUACGAACAAACACAGUAAUCGUGUUAGAGGAAUGCGUGCCACCACGUAUCUGCUAGCAAGGCAAAGUACAUCAUCAACAUGUUACAUCCAGAAAGAUGCACAAUAUGUGCGUAUAAUCAGAAAACGUCGUUUCUUUGAGAAUAUGUCAAGUCUAAGGAUGCACGGCAGUCAAGUGGAACAAUAGAAGCGAUCUGCUGAAUAACUUUGUGAUAGCUUAGAAACAGUGCGUCGUGACAAGAAAACAUUUCGAUAUCCGGAUUUAGAAACUGGCUAGCGUAAUAGAUAUUCAACAACUGGAUUAAAUUACCCACAUCAAAGGCGAAAGGCCAAAGGAAUUUAUCAAGACAAGAGAACGGAACUGACGGAGUAGUUUAAUUAUCUAAAUGGAAAUGAAUUUGGCGUGUCAAGCAGUAUAUUUGAUUGACCGGUGUUUUUGAGUUGACGCAAACAGUGGGUUUCCAGAAGCUUAUAGAACACUGUUUCGUUGAUUGACUUCGAAUUCACUCAUCUAACACUGAGAGCGGAUUUCGAGAGUGAAGGCGACAGGAUUUCAAGCUUUAAUUGGAAAGGAAAGUUUACAGACUUCAGAGAGUGCGACGGCAAAAUCCACUUAUCAACUACUUGCUAAUAGAAUUCAAAAAGGUACAUCUUCAUUGAAAGAUUAUUAGCACGAAAGGUGGACGAAACGUGGCAAGGUUUUCUGUCUACACGCAAUGGCCACGAACGCAAAUUUCAGUUCUGCAUCACCGCAGUGCACACAUGAUCUCGAUUCACCGACUGAGCAAGUUUUCAAGACUAUUGCGUACUUCAUCAUCAUGUUCGGUUCACUGAUCGGUAACGUGUUGGUCAUAUGUGUCGUUAUUAUUAACAGGCAAAUGCGAACUGUCACAAAUUAUCUCAUAGUAAAUAUGGCCGUGGCAGACCUUCUGAUUACAGCCUUUAGCAUGCCAGUGACCAUUAAACUGCUUGUGACAGGACACAUGGAUUGGUCAAACGGGGUAUUCUCUGACAUAUUGUGCAAGAUCAUCCCAUUUACCCAAUACCUCUCGAUAGCAAGCUCAGUUUUGACUUUGACAGCAAUCGCUUUUGACCGAUUUUUGGCUGUCGUGUUUCCUUUAAAGCGAUACAUGACUUUUCAGGUAUCAUACGGUAUAAUGGUAGUUGUAUGGAUCGUGAGCAUCGCUGUUACUUCUCCAUUUCUUUACGCUCAGAAAGUCAUCAUGAUUAAGGGAGAAUGGUUCUGCAUGGAGAUUUGGACUCCGGCUUUCACAGAAGAGGCAUCUAAACACUUGACCAUUGUUAUCUUCGUCGUUUUUUACCUAGUUCCACUAUUAACUAUGUCACUACUGUAUAGCUUUAUCGUUCUCAAACUUUGGGUGAGAAAAGUUCCGGGUAAUCAAACCGCCGAAAAUCAACGACGCUCUGAUAAAUCGAAGAAGAAAGUUCUUAUUAUGCUGAUGACAGUGGUGAUUCUUUUUGCACUGUGUUGGCUGCCCGUGUACAUUAGCCAGUUCAUUUAUUUCUUCGAUAAAGAGAACUUUCCUUGCGGUCCUCCGGCGGUCCUCAGUUUCAUGGGUUACUUUCUGGGUCAUGCAAACAGCGCAAUAAAUCCCACUAUAUAUGCGAUAUUUAAUUCUAACUUUCGCAAAGGAUUCAGAGACAUUUUGCUGUGUCGUUGUCGUAGGAACAGGGUAGCUCCGCAGACCAAUGUAGGGUCAGGAAUUGGCCGAGAUGGUACUUUUGGCGGGGUUGCCUUGACGCGCGUGCGUCCUCGCGCGCCCUCGAAUUUACAAUAGAGCUAAAGAGGGAAAAGAAACCAAGAGUAAUGUAUUAUCGUUCCAUAAAACGCAACAUUUCAAAACUUUACACUGAAGGUUGUACGUUUUAUUACACAUCUCACAAUAUCAUUAGAUUGACUCGCUGUGAAAUAAGUCCUUUAAAAAGCCUUUGCUGGCAGGUGUUAUAUUUUCCAACAGAAAACAAUUAGCAAUUUAUAACAAGCUUGAAAAGAUUGUAUUGCACGCCCGAUUUGUGUAAAUCGCAACUGUACGACAUGUAAACACAGUGUAUUGAAAGCCGUGUCAAGCAUUAGCAGUAAGUGAUGAAAAUGUUUUCAAAUCCUCGCACGAAACCCAACGCCUCAGGCUAGGCGAUCCAUUUAAAUGUUUAUCUACCCCCUUCAGCCGUAAAAAAGUAAUUGAUUUUGAAUUUCCGUUACUCCAUGUUGUAUACUCUGUAAACUUGUCAGUAUUAAAAACGUAAUAAAGUUUAUCAUCUUUAUCGA
Molecule: messenger RNA, 2672 nt
Organism: Orbicella faveolata
Lineage: Eukaryota; Metazoa; Cnidaria; Anthozoa; Scleractinia; Merulinidae
Product: QRFP-like peptide receptor
Biological process (GO): G protein-coupled receptor signaling pathway
Cellular component (GO): plasma membrane
Molecular function (GO): G protein-coupled receptor activity
Source: RefSeq, a predicted model, not a curated record